AAAAAAAGUGUUUUUACAUAAACUAAUUGGCAACGUCGCAAUAUAGUGCCAACCUCUAACAAAAUCCUAACCUAAUUCUUUCUUCAUAAACAAGAAGAACGCAGGUUUGACAUUCUUCUUGGACCUAAAAACAACAAAAUGCCACGAGAAUUAACGGAAAUUAAAGACUUCCUUCUAACAGCCAGAAGGAAAGAUGCUAAAUCUGUAAAAAUAAAGAAGAACCCAUUGAACACCAAAUUCAAGGUUCGUUGCUCGAGGUUUUUGUACACUUUGGUGAUCACCGACAAGGAAAAGGCUGAAAAAUUGAAGCAAUCUCUUCCUCCAGGCCUUCAAGUCAAAGAAGUUAAAUAGAACAUUGAAAUGUGUUUUGUAACUUAAAAUAAAGGUAUUUUUAAGGAAUUAACUGUUGUUUUUUCUCCUGUAAAUGCUUAUUGCUUAUAAACA
Messenger RNA from Ceutorhynchus assimilis (cabbage seed weevil), 444 nucleotides. The record is from the annotation of a GenBank genome assembly. Lineage: Eukaryota; Metazoa; Arthropoda; Insecta; Coleoptera; Curculionidae.